Molecule: messenger RNA, 3913 nt
Organism: Poeciliopsis prolifica (blackstripe livebearer)
Lineage: Eukaryota; Metazoa; Chordata; Actinopteri; Cyprinodontiformes; Poeciliidae
Gene: sec16b
Product: SEC16 homolog B, endoplasmic reticulum export factor
Exons: 26
Coding region: 207-2954 (915 amino acids)
Biological process (GO): Golgi organization; COPII vesicle coat assembly; autophagy
Cellular component (GO): endoplasmic reticulum exit site; ER to Golgi transport vesicle membrane
Source: RefSeq, a predicted model, not a curated record
CGACAACGUGGCAACAGUCAGAGUUUGCAAGUUGCCCCUUUUCCCCCAACCCAACAACAUGAAGCCACUGUCGAGGACCCGGUUUGUGCACAUCAUGGAGAAUACUGACCAGUUAUCAGCUCAUGUGUGUUUCUGCUGAAUGAUGUGGCAGCUGUGGGUGUACUUUGCCUUCCUCUGACAUGUCUGAGCUGCGUUAGAGUCUAGAGAUGGACCAGAGGGGCCACCAAGUGCCUGAUUCUGGCCGCCGCUCCCACAGAAAGAAAGACAAGGAGGAUUACUCCAGGUCUGCUCAGCAGGAGUGGGAUCUGAACUACCCUGUGCUGGACCAACACCGGGGUCGUCCCGAUGCUCGCUACAUGAGCCACUUCACCAGCCCACCUGCCAGACUUCAGCCUCCUCCAUACUACUCCCAGGAAUAUGCAUAUGGAUAUGGGUGGCAGGAGCAUCACAGACCUCAGUCCAGGCAUGGCUAUGACUACUCCUCUCAACACCACUGGGAUUACAGAGACAGCUAUGGCUAUUAUGACUACUACAGAGGCCACCAUGCACAUCAAGAUGGUGUACAGUGGGGUCCCCAAGAAUCCUGGCAAACCAAUCAGUACCCUGACAGGACCAAGGUCCAGGGACAUGGAAUGAGCCUCAAUUCAGAGGAGCACAGAUAUGACCAGAGGAGGGACAUCUCCCAGCGUUACUUCAGUGAUUAUGAAGCUAACCCUUCCAGAGACAAUGAGGAGAUUUCCUCUUAUCACCCCGGGACUCUAGAGAGUUCCAAAACCUCGGGCCUGUCUUCCAGCAGCUAUGAGCUGAGUCAGUACAUGAACGGAGCUGAUGUCUAUGAUUCAGACAUGCAGCCUGUCCUCAGCUCUGACAGAGAGUACUCAUCAGCGCGUCAGACCUCAGUUCCUCUGAAGUAUUCAGUCCCUCACGCGGUGGUGAGCUUCGGGCCCGCGGGCCAGCUCAUACGGGUCACUCCAGCGCCGUCAGUGCAGGAGAAAUCCAGUCCGCUGGAAAUCCACAGUUUGGAACUCAUACUGAGUGAGACCCAGGAACAGCAGGAGAUGAGAAACUUCCCAGGGCCUUUGACUCGGGAAGAUUUGCAUAAAGUGGAUGCAAUAGACUUUGCUCAUCAAAAGGCAGGAGCCUGCAUGAGAGACGGCCAGCUGCCAGAUAGGAGCUCUGCUUCCCUCUUGUGGAACCUUCUGAUACUUCUCUGCAGACAGAAUGGACAAAUAGUUGGCUCAGAUAUCGCUGAGCUUCUGAUGCAGGAUUCCCAUUCAGAUGGAAGCUGGAAGCCAGAUGUUCCCACACUCAUCGACUUCGACGAGCAGCCAGCCGCCGAAGCGCCGCCUGCUGGCGGAGACGACCUGCUCACAGGAGAUCCCAGCAGCUCUGGCACAGAGAGACCAGAGAGGGCGCUGCAGAGCUACACUCAGCUGCUGCUGGCUGGAAGGAAGAAGCAGGAGGCCCUGGAGUCUGCCAUGUCCAGCGGUCUGUGGGGGCAUGCACUUUUUCUGGCCAGCAAGAUGGGCAGCAGAUCAUAUACCACAGUACUGAACAGGUUUACAAGCCAGCUAGUAGCAAAUGAUCCCCUCCAGACUCUCUUCCAGCUUCUGUCUGGGAGAAUUCCAGCUGCAUCUGCGUGCUGCGGGAAUGAAAGGUGGGGCGACUGGCGGCCCCAUCUGGCCGUGAUGCUCUCCAAUGAGACAGGAAGUGGCGCCGUACAGCAGAAGGCCAUCCUCACCAUGGGGGACUCGCUCGCCUCCAGGGGCCUGAUGCAUGCAGCCCAUGUGUGUUACCUGACGGCUGCUGCUUCCUUUGGCCUGUUUCCACAGAAGGCAGACAGACUCGUGCUUCUAGGCAGCAGCCACAGGCAGCCUUUUGGAAACUUUGCAUCAAAUUCUGCCAUCCAGUGUACUGAGCUAUAUGAGUACGGUCAGACACUCGGAGGAAAGUCAUUUUCAAUCCCAUCAUUUCAGGUGUAUAAGUUUCUGUAUGCCAGUCGGCUGUUGGACUGUGGGCUUUCGUCCCAGGCCUUCCAUUACUGUGAGGUGGUAGGGCAGGCUGUGCUCAGGCAGCAGGAGCCUCACUAUGUGCUGAUGGAGGAGCUUAUCAAGCUGUCAGACAGACUGAGGUUCUCUGAGGGUCAGUACAGUGAAACUGGGUUUACUGCAGCAGAACAGGAACCAGAGUGGCUCAAACACCUUCGGACACGACACCAAUGCUUACAGAAGGGGAUUUAUGAUGGCACUAAUGUAAAUCAAGCAGCUCCUGUGAACCAGGCCCUGGCCUAUGAGAACAGCCAACUGGACCCGGAAUCUGAUCUGGAUGAUUUAAGUUGUCACAACCAGAAUCCAGAGCCUGAGUUUCUCUAUUUUCAAAGCUCUGAGCAUCAGGACAGCCUCAUUCAUGGAGAGGAAACACAGAAAAUUAUGUCAAACACUGACACAGAAACACAGCAAAGGCCUCAUGCCGAUGCUCCCUCCAUGCCAACAAUAGCAGUUCAUGCUCCCUCGGCCCCUGCGGGCCAAAACUUCGGUCAUCAUUACACGGAUGGUGUUGAAGUCAGGAGUUCCAUGCCACAUUGUCCUCUGAGUAAUGUUUCUCUGGCAGCUGAUGAGGCAGACUGGUCUUCCGGGGCUGGGACGAUGCUUGAGGUUAGCUCCGGUCAUAAUCAAAACCAGAGGGUCGUCACUGGAGCUGUGGAGGAGCCUGAGGGGCCCAAGGAGGUUCCUAAACAGAGCACCAAGGCUGGGUGGUUCAGCGGCUGGUUCAAAUCCAAACCAAAAAAUGUCCCGGAAAAUACAGAGAAAGACAUCCCACCUCAGACGGACCAGCUCCCAGCUGCUGGACACCACCCUCCUCCUCCACCUGCUGCUCUCCCUGCUGCCACAUGUCCAUCAUCCCCAGCUGGGAUAAAUCCUUUCUCAAGGAGAGCAGGCCUGCAGCCAAGGUAGUAAAAGCUGCAUAACUCCAUAAAAGACCCUCACAGAGGAUUCACCAUCAUGUUCUGUGCAUGGAACAGAAAUACUCGCUACUCAAAUUGCAGCUGGGACAGCCGAGGUAUGCUUCCUGAAAGCUGACUGUUGGGAAAUAACUGGGGGGGACAGGACAGGACAGCAUCUCUAACCCCAGUGACUACAGCCUAGAAGUAACUGGAAUCAGUUUUAUCAGCAGCAAAGAUGCGAGUUUUCACGUGACACAUAACGUUAAAGCCAACUCGAACAACCUGUGCAAACGAGCUGAUCAUUGGAGUUGUGGGUAGCCAUCGUUUUCUGCCUGAUUAUCAGUCCUUUGAAUGUAGAAGAAAGCGGUAAGUCUAACAGAGCCGCUGUGUUAUUUGUAAUCUGGUUAACAGCCACUGCUUUAAAUCACACAAAUGAAACACUUUCAUCAGUGUAGCUUUUGAUCUACUUGAGGUAAUCCUCAGCCAUUCUGACUCUCUUAAGGAUUUUAUGUAAAUAAAGGCAGUGUCGUUUUUUUCAUUAUAAUUGCAAAACGUACACACAGCGCUUCCUCAUGUCGUCUCAUAAAACGUGGUUUGUGUGAGUGUGUGUGCAUGCAUGGACAUGGGGGGUUUCUAUGUAAAGGGAGACUUCUGCCAGGUCAUCAAUGCUUAGCGCUUCUGCUCAUACCCUCCCACCCCCAAAAAACAUUUAAAGAGCCAAACUGUUUAUGAAAUGUUCAUGUGAGGAAGGUUUAUCUUAGUUACCUACUAAAUGUCUGUGGAACUACAUUUACUUUGAGGAUCACCUGUUUUGUUACUUUGUCAUCUUGUAAACAUGUCUGUAUAUAUUUAAGAUGUUUUAAGUUAAGCAGUGAGGUUUUGUUUUGGAAGUAUAUUAAUGCCUUCUACAUAUCAGGUACAUGACGAUUCUCUGUUUCUCUUUCAAUGACAGUAAAACAUUAAAACAUG